AUGCGAUUGGGCGAUAGAAACCGUGACAGGAGUCGCAGUCCACUAAGGUCUCGAAAAAGUGGAUGUAAAAAAGUUUUUGUCUCGAACAUACCAUAUGAAUUCAAAUGGAAGGAGCUAAAAGAGUUGUUCAAAAAAGAAGUUGGCGACGUGUCUUUUGUAGUUGUAUACUCAGAUGAAAAAGACAAAUCUAGAGGCUGUGGUACAGUUGAGUUUGACAGAGUAGAUUCAGCCCAAAAGGCGAUUGAUAAGAUGCACCGUUUUGAUAUAAAUGGAAGAAAAUUAGUAGUUAAAGAGGAUGAUAUUGAUAGAGAUAAGACUGGACGUCCAUUACCAAAUGGACCACGUAGUAGCGGUGGCGGUGGUGGUGGAGGCGGCGGCGGUGUUGGUGGCGGCGGCGGUGGUGGUGGUGGGAAUAUCCCAACCAGUAUCAGGAGUGCUAGUAGAAUGCCAGUAUCAGAUGAUUUCCAAUGGGACAAUACAUAUGGACUCUCACCUCAAUUUCUAGAAUCACUACAUAUCCGUGGGCCACUUAUCAAUCGUAUUUUUGUUGCUAAUCUCGACUACAAAGUUGAUGAAAAAAAAUUGAAAGAGGUAUUCAAACUUGCUGGACGAGUAUUAGAAGUUGAAAUAUUUUCAGAUAAAGAAGGAAAAAGUAAAGGAUAUGGAGUAGUUGAAUAUAAUCACCCAGUGGAAGCUGUUCAAGCUAUUUCUAUGUUCAACAAUCAAUUUUUAUUUGAACGUCCAAUGUCUAUACGUCUUGAUCGUACAGAUAAAGACCCAUUAGCAAGACUUCCUGAAGGGUUGAAAUCAAUAGGAAUGGGUUUAGGUGCAGGCGGAGCACCAUUGCACGAUGUUGAAAGAAAUCUACCUUCAAAUAAUACUUCAUCUAAUCAAUCGCAGUCAUUAUCUACGCCUGUUAAUACAUCUGCUUUGGCUGUAUUAAGUGGAUUAAGUGCUGAUAGAUUGGGCAUUGAGACCCAGAAUAGACGUUCUCUUGGUGGAGUUAACGGACUAGGAAACUUAAGUGCUAGUGAUUUAGGCAUUGGAACAAGCCUAGGAGCUGCUUUUGGAUCUGGUAUGAAUACUAGUGGAGCUGGAUCGAUGAAUAGUUCUUCACUACAUCAAAACUCACUAGGUGGUCGUGAUUACGAUUCUUUAUCACUCGGUGUACGAAAUUCAAACAGUGGUGGUGGCGCCUUUGGUGCAGACUUUAGAUCCGGUUUGGGUGGAGGUGAUAUGCAUAUGGGUAUGGGCCCGAAAAAAUCUGACACAAUUAUGGUAAAAAAUUUACCAUCAAAUACAACAUGGCAAAGCUUAAAGGAUUACUUCCGUGACUGUGGAGACAUUAAGUUUUCCGAGGUUGGAAGUAAGGGAUUUGGAAUUAUUAGAUUUGCAUCUGAAUGGGAUGCUGAAAGGGCAAUAACUUUAAAAAAUAUGUCAAGAUUUGAUGGUCAUCUUAUUGAAGUAGUAUAUUUCUAA
This is a messenger RNA of Macrosiphum euphorbiae (potato aphid), 1479 nucleotides long. The record is from the annotation of a GenBank genome assembly. NCBI's taxonomy places the organism in Eukaryota, Metazoa, Arthropoda, Insecta, Hemiptera, Aphididae.